GCCGGGUGGAUCUCUCCUCUCUACUCCACUACUGCUUGGACUUAGUGCUUCAUUAAGGAGAACUGAAAAUUACGAAACAUCUGCAGCAAUAUACCUGGACGCAAUAAGUAUAUAUAUAUAAUAAAUAUAUAUAAAAAACUUAUAUAUAGAAAUAUUUUUUUUCCUGGAGACACAUAUAUACAGUUUAUUUAUUGGGAGGCAGGACGCGGUUUGGGAACGAACUGGGCUGCAGAGGACACGGAGGGAUUUUGUCCGGGGAAUUUCGCAGCUCAUAUAAAUGUCUCUCGGGAUACAGACUUUGGAGAAUAGCUUACGAUUGUGUUUGUUCUGACUUGUGCCUGGUGCCUACUUCUGAAACACUCUAAAUGCCAGGAAUCAGCACGAGCCCUUUCCCCUAUGCAUGCUGGGACAUGGAGGACCCUGAUCAAUACCAACACUACUUCUAUGACGACCACGAUCCAGACGAAGACUUCUUCAAAUCCACUGCACCCAGCGAGGACAUUUGGAAGAAGUUCGAGCUCGUGCCAACACCUCCCAUGUCUCCUGUCAGGCGGCUGGAUGAAACAUCUGUGUGUCCAUCACUGGGAGACAAACUCGAGUGGGUGUCUCACUUCCUGGGCCAGGAUGACGAACACGAGGCACAAUGCAACCUGAGCUCGAUAAUCAUACAGGACUGCAUGUGGAGCGGCUUUUCGGCCACUCAGAGGCUCGAGAAGGCUGUCAGCGAGCACAUGUUGUGCCAGGGUGGUGCCAAGGUGCCUCUCGUCCCGCAGAUUCCUGCUUCGAGGUCACAGAGUGGUCAUGCGGAGUCGUUAUCUCUCAGCAGCCCGAUGGCAGACUGCGUGGAUCCGGCGGCUGUGUUGACCUUCCCGCUGAGUGGCUGCAAGAAGCAGGUGUCCUCUGGAUCUGAGUCACACACCGACUCAUCUGAUGAUGAGGAGAUUGACGUAGUGACUGUGGAACACAAGCAUGGAAAAUCUCGACCAGUGAACUCGCGCAAGCCGGUCACCAUCACAGUGCGCGCCGACCCACACGACCCGGGCACAAAGCGCUUCCACAUCUCCAUCCACCAACAGCAGCACAACUACGCUGCCCCGUCCCCUGAUUCAGAGCCCCCUCGCAAGAGGAUCCGCCAGGAGACCUCACAGCCCCGGACAUGCUCCACAGUCCACACACUCGAGUGCAAACCACCUGUUUCACCUGUUGCAUCGAUUUCCAGUUCAUCAGCAGACUCCACCCCCUCCUCACCACCUCCUGUCUCACCACAUCAUGGCUCCAAAUCACAGCCGGCAAGCCCACAAAGCUCAGACAGUGAGGACAUGGACAAACGCAAGAACCACAACUUUCUAGAGAGGAAGAGGCGCAACGACCUGCGAUCACGCUUCUUGGCACUAAGAGAUGAGAUUCCAGGCCUCGUGGACUGUCCAAAGACGCCCAAGGUGGUAAUCCUUACCAAGGCGACGGAGUACCUGCAUCUGCUACAUGUCACAGAUAGGCAAAAAGCCCAGGAGAAGAAGCAGCUCAAAAACAGGCAUCAGCAGCUCCUUAGGAGGAUAGCAGAACUGAAACGCUCUUAAAGUUGGUCACAGAUUCAGGCAAGUCACAAGGACUGUUUGUGAGAGUGCUUGGUUAAAAGUGGGGAUUAAUUAAGAUUAAAGACAACAAACACUUUUAUUUGUUUUAGUCUCCAACAAUUUUUGCACAUUUUAUUCUGCAGUCACUUCUGGUGUGUUGUGGAUUACAUAAACUUCACUGAGUUUCCCAAAGAAUAACUUGCUAAUAAAAAUGAAAGGGUUUGCAUAGUGAAAUAGUUCUAGUUAGGGGUAAUUUAUGAAUUUGAACCACCAUGCCAUUCAGGCCUUGCUUGACAUGUAGCAUUUAGCUUUUAUGCAUGUUUGACCACCCUUGUAACGGUGGAUUUGUGUGAAGAAAUCUGCAAAUGAUCCAAUUUAAUAAGUCUUUGCCCUGCUGUGCUAUUACUAAUGUUCAAGUUGAUUUGAACAAUUUGAAAGUGAAGUUUUGCGAGGCCUUUGCAAUACUCUAUCCAGGGUGGAGUAGAAAAACAAACGACAACAACAAAAGGUGUUACCGUUUAUCUACAAAGAUGACAUAUUUGGUUUAUUGGUUUUUUUCAAUGUUCUUGUACUGGUGCACAUCUGAGUCCAUGCCUUACCGACAUGAUGUAUAUAUAAACUGUGAGAUCUGUAACCAUUUGUACAUAAUAGGUCAGCUGUAUAGGUGUGUAAAGUGUAUUACUGUGUAUAUAUAUAUGCUUUCCAUUUUAAUACCAAAAUCAAGGUUGUUUGAUUUUAACUUUUUUUUUUCUUUCUGAAACUCAGUUGGCCCACUUGGCUUGAACUUAUCUCAGAGUAUCUUAAAGCUUCUAUUUUUGUUAACAAAAGUAAAAACGACAAAAAAAGUAAAACAUUAAAAUGACACUAUAGAACCUUACUUUGCAUUGCUAGACACCUUGUUGUUUCCACUGCCUAAUCAUUUUUUGUUUUUAAGGAUACAAUUCAACAAAUGCUGAGAAGAGUCUUUUAUAAUCUAUUUUCUUACAAAUUUCUGUGUUUCUUUGUCAUGCUAAUGUCUUUUUAUGUGUUUUUGACCUUUUUUUUUAUAUACAAAAGCUCUACUGGUGGUAUAUGCUUCUUUAUUUAUUCAUAUACUCGGGUCUGUGUUUUUAUUACAGUACAUUUUAUUCUUCCUAGUGCAAUAUCCUUUGAAUCAGGCAACUUUACAGAUCUUCUUGUAUAAUGUCAUCAUGCUGCAUGGUGUACUGCUUUCUCACACCUAACCCCCCCCCCCCCCCCCAAUAGUACUGCUGUUAUACUGAAGGCUAAUUUACACAACAUGUUCUGCCUUCAACCUUUUCAGAUUCAACCUGGUCAUAAAUAAAUAUAAAGCCAUUCUCACACACAAAUCGUGUAAUGGGAUUAAUGUUGCGCUUUCCAAAAAUGAAAGCCUGGCCUUGCUGAUCAGUCUCCGCUGAUCUUUCAAUUCAUUGUUCUUAAAGCACUACAGUUUUAUCAGUAAUUGAGUGCAGUGGAUACAUCUGAUCUGCUCUCCAUAAGAUCUCUCUGUCUUGGCUCCUAAAAGUUUACUGUUGUUAAAACCUCUGCAUGGCGUGUCUCAGUAGGUCAUUCCUCGAUGGGAUUCAUUCCUUUAUGGGGUUCUCCUAUUUCACCUCGUUUCCGAUGUCCUCCUCUAAGAUGCAUAUACCAUCAGUAAGCGCAACACUCUCAGUCUUAUUUAUGUUUUAUUUCUGGUGUAAGAAGCAAGCUUUAAGAAUCCAUUUGUUACUGUUAAUAUUUGUCACAUACCUUUUUUUUUUUAUCUUUCUGCUUUUUUUUCCCAUUUUGUUUGUUGCUCCUUUUUUCACUUUGUCUCUCCUAGUGGACAAAUGUUACACUUGGAGCAUGACAGCAGCAUUAAGCACUUUGUGUUCAGUACCUCAUGAGCCCAUAGAAGUCAGACAAUUAAUAAAUUCAAAAUCAAAACUA
Molecule: messenger RNA, 3503 nt
Organism: Clarias gariepinus (North African catfish)
Lineage: Eukaryota; Metazoa; Chordata; Actinopteri; Siluriformes; Clariidae
Gene: myclb
Product: MYCL proto-oncogene, bHLH transcription factor b
Exons: 3
Coding region: 366-1577 (403 amino acids)
Biological process (GO): regulation of transcription by RNA polymerase II
Molecular function (GO): protein dimerization activity; RNA polymerase II cis-regulatory region sequence-specific DNA binding; DNA-binding transcription factor activity, RNA polymerase II-specific
Source: RefSeq, a predicted model, not a curated record